AUGAGUGAGCGUUACCGUCGUCUUGUACCAGGUCCCUCGCAUUCGGAGGAUGACCAUGACCAUGACCAGGAAAACUACCAUGAACAUGACACUGAAAAUGGUAGUCCACCUGCCGAAGAAGGGAAGGGUUCUGGGAGGUGGAAGAAGAGGGUUUCAACUGCUUGUCUGGCUUGUAAGAAGUCGAAGAGGAAGUGCUCCGGCACAUCCCCCUGCACAAACUGCCAAACCUUCAAAAGAGUCUGCAUCUUCGACGAAUCCCUCGACCAACGCCGACGCGUAGCCGCAAAACGCACAGCAGACGAACUCUCCUACCACCGUGACCUCCUCUCAGACCUCUUCAAGCUCGUCCGCGAAGCAAACGAAUCAGACGCUUUGCACCUCCUGACAAUAAUCCGGCACAAUGCACCCGCAGAUGAAAUCCGCGCCUAUAUAAACGAAACACUCGCUUCCCUCACCUCCCCAUCAACACCAACAACAACAUCAACAGCCCACAAGCAGGAAACUGUUGCUAAGCUGGAAGAUAUGCGCCAGCUUAUCAAUGUCGAGGGUACGGGUCCUACUUUCAGAAGGAAGGUUAUGGAUAUACAUUACCUGUGUGAUUCCGCGCCUUGUGAGGUCCCUGCGAAGCCGUGGACGAGGGUUACGGCAGAUGCGGAUCUGGUGUCGCAUCUUGUUUCGUUGUACUUUGCCUGGGAUUGGCCGUUCACCACGGUUUUGGAUAAGGGGGUUUUUGUUAGGCAUAUGGCCAAGGGAGUCUUGGGGUCUGAGUUUUGUAGCCCGUUUUUGGUUAAUGCGGUGCUCAGUAAUGCUUGUUACUUCUCUGAGUUCUCCGAGGCUUACGUCGUUCCUGGUGAUAUCUCUUCGAAAGGGUGUGAUUUCCUUGCUGAGGCAGAGAGGUUGAGGGCUGAGGAGAGUUCGCAGCCUAGUUUGGCGGGUUUGCAGGGGACGUUGCUGAUGUAUGAGAGAUAUGCGAUGUCCCGAGAAGACGACCUGGGCUAUAUCAUGCUGCAUGAGGCUAUCCGAAUGGGCGAGGCAUUGGGCCUGGUCGGCAGCACAGGACCUAGAAUGGCAUCGGGCGAGUUAUCCCAGGACAUGGAUAUCUCAUGCAAGCGCACAGCCUGGGGUCUGUUCAACGUCGACACAAUGGUCCACACAUCCUUCCUCCGCCCAAGCCUCAUCGACCACGUCAAUAUGGCCCGUCUGGAUAUCAACCAGUCCGAAGACCAAGCCCUCUGGCAGUCAUACCCAACGCAUCGCGACCCGCGCCCGUCAUUCUUCAGUCAGUACUUCGAUGAAGCAUGCAACUUGUCGACGAUUGCGCGCGAUAUCUCGCGCAGCAUGUUCGCAGACCACAGGAGCAACACCGACCUCGGCCCCAUCCACCGCCAGAGCCGCGAGGAUCUAUACGACCGUAUUCGUCGCUGGCACGAUCUUCUCCCGGAGGACUUUGAUGUGCGGUACAGGCCAGCUCCGCAUAUCAUCUUACUGAAAAUGCGCUACAACGCCCUCAUCAUAAACCUCUUCAGCUGCAUCUCCGAAGACGAAGUCCCACCCAUACCCUUCGAGCCUAAAACACCCGAAAGCCCGCCGCGCCACACCCCGGAGAGAAAAUACAAUGCAGGGGAAGUCACGCAGAGCGCGGCGCGCGGGAUCGCCGCCCUGACGCGUCUGCACAGACGCGAGUUCGGGGUUAGUCGUGCGCACCAGUUCGCGAUGUACGCGAUCAACCUGGCGCUGUUUACGAUGCUCGAGCAAGAGUCGUUCGAUGUAUUGGAUGAGGAUUUCCUCACUCUUACAAGUGCGUUCUCGGUUGUUGCCAGUCGGUCUGCGCUGGGGAGGAAUCUAUUCCAUAUUUUCCGACAGUCGGUCAGGGCCAAGGCGCAGGGGUAUCGGAUUCGGGAGGCAAGUUCUGUGCCGGAUGAGUUGAAGGAUUUAUUUGAUGAGGCUUCGAAGGAAAGGGGAUGUAGUCGGUUUGAUGAGUAUGCUGAGGGGCUUGAGAAGUUGAACCAGAAGGAUAAGUAUCAUGGGAUUGGGGAGGGGGAUGGGAAGGGGUUGCAGGAUUAUCCUGGACUUGGACUUUCGGAUAUGUUGGAUCGGUAUGAGAGUCUUAGUCUUGGGAAGGAUGAUGUUUUGGUUGAGAGGUAUCGGCCUGUUGGAUGUUGA
Penicillium samsonianum is the source of this 2163-nucleotide messenger RNA. RefSeq lists its product as uncharacterized. Gene Ontology annotation, biological process: regulation of DNA-templated transcription; DNA-templated transcription. Lineage: Eukaryota; Fungi; Ascomycota; Eurotiomycetes; Eurotiales; Aspergillaceae. Gene Ontology annotation, molecular function: DNA binding; zinc ion binding; DNA-binding transcription factor activity, RNA polymerase II-specific. The transcript has 6 exons. Bases 1 to 2163 code for a protein of 720 amino acids. The record is from RefSeq and is a predicted model, not a curated record.